This is a messenger RNA of Impatiens glandulifera, 1769 nucleotides long. Its product is annotated as probable magnesium transporter NIPA4. Bases 360 to 1421 code for a protein of 353 amino acids. The transcript is spliced from 9 exons. Gene Ontology annotation, cellular component: membrane. The record is from RefSeq and is a predicted model, not a curated record. Gene Ontology annotation, molecular function: magnesium ion transmembrane transporter activity. Gene Ontology annotation, biological process: magnesium ion transport. NCBI's taxonomy places the organism in Eukaryota, Viridiplantae, Streptophyta, Magnoliopsida, Ericales, Balsaminaceae.
UCCUCCUCCUCUCUCCUUAUUUCCAUAUCUCUCUGUUUGUCAUUUCCCUGAUCCAAAAUCAAGGAAAAUCAUCAGUCCCAGCUGUUGACACCAUACAAUAAUCUAAUCUCAUACACACUCUCUCUCUCUCUGGUUUUCGCUAGCGCCGACAGAUAUUCAUCCUGAAUUUGUCUCUCCUACAAUAUAAAAGACAACCCACACUAUAUACUUUCAUUUCUAAGCGUAUACAAGAAGACACAUUUUCGUCCGCCUAGCAAAACCCGCUGAAAGUUAGUUGUCGUCGAGGUUGCAGACUUGUGGUACAGACCCAAAGCGUUUUACAGAUGACUUGUUAGAACCAGGGCUUCAUUUGAUUUGCUAUGGCGGCGGCGGUGACGUCGCCGGAAGCCCAUCACAGCUGGGUAGACUCUUACAAGGGAAUGUCCGCUGACAACAUCAAGGGUUUGGUGUUGGCAUUGUCUUCUAGCUUAUUUAUUGGCGCAAGCUUCAUUGUGAAGAAAAAAGGGUUGAAAAAGGCUGGCGCUUGUGGAAUUAGGGCAGGUGUUGGAGGCUACUCAUACUUAUUUGAACCAUUAUGGUGGAUUGGCAUGAUCACAAUGAUUGUUGGAGAAAUUGCUAAUUUUGCGGCUUAUGCAUUUGCACCUGCUAUAUUGGUAACUCCACUAGGUGCACUUAGCAUUAUAAUCAGUGCUUCACUUGCUCAUGUUAUGUUAAAGGAAAAGCUACACAUCUUUGGGAUUCUUGGUUGUGUUCUCUGUGUGGUGGGUUCUACUACAAUUGUUCUACAUGCCCCUCAAGAACGCACCAUUGAAUCGGUCACAGAAGUAUGGGAUCUUGCAACAGAGCCGGGUUUUCUUCUCUAUGCUACUAUCGUGCUGACAACUGUUUUUGUACUCAUAUUCCACUAUAUCCCUCAAUAUGGACAAACUCAUAUAAUGUUCUACAUUGGAGUUUGUUCAUUGGUUGGUUCUUUGUCUGUGAUGAGUGUUAAAGCUCUAGGAAUUGCCUUGAAGCUGACCUUAUCAGGAACGAAUCAGCUAAUAUAUCCCCAAACAUGGGCCUUUGCCAUUGUUGUUGCUACUUGUGUGAUUACCCAAAUGAAUUAUCUGAAUAAGGCUCUAGACACGUUCAACACAGCCGUUGUGUCUCCUAUUUACUAUGUUAUGUUUACAUCUCUAACCAUUCUAGCCAGUGUGAUCAUGUUCAAGGAUUGGGAUAGACAAAACCCCACCCAAAUCGUGACAGAAAUGUGCGGAUUUGUGACAAUCCUGUCUGGAACAUUUCUUCUCCACAAAACUAAGGACCUGGGAGACGGACUGAGCACGUCUCCAUCCAUGAGACUUCCGAAGUAUGCAGAUGAGGAUGCUUUUUUGCAAGAAGGUAUUCCACUUAAACGACAGGAUUCCUUGAGAUCGCCUUGAUACUAAAGAGAAAGUAGAAAAAGCAUUCAUUUGAGAGAUGGGAAGGUACUCCGGCUUCUUAUUUUUUUGUAUGUAAUUUUCUUUGUUUUUUCCUUCCUUUCCCUUGUGAUUCAAACGAGAGAGACAUGUCUUGAAGGCGACACAUUUCCAUGCGAUACAAGAGAAGACAAAGGGUGAUGUCCCAAAUAUGUUAGUGUAUAGGGAAUAUGAUUAAUCAUUUUGGAAGGAAUAGUCUUAUUCAUGAUUUUAUUAGAUCAGCAUAUAGUUGUUUGAAAUCCAGUUUCUUUUAAUAGUAAAAUGAAAAAACAAGACCAAUUGUAAUUUUUCAUGUUUUUUUUCUUUGUUAGU